Molecule: messenger RNA, 1757 nt
Organism: Mugil cephalus (flathead mullet)
Lineage: Eukaryota; Metazoa; Chordata; Actinopteri; Mugiliformes; Mugilidae
Product: TSC22 domain family protein 4-like
Exons: 5
Coding region: 506-1468 (320 amino acids)
Biological process (GO): regulation of transcription by RNA polymerase II
Source: RefSeq, a predicted model, not a curated record
GUCUCUGCGCAGGCGCCACCUUGUCAAAAACACCAACGUGCACGUGCUUCCCUGUUUUUGGGCUCGGACACGCGCACGUCCAGUCUCUUACACUACAGUAGAGAAAGAUACGGACCAGACCGGACCCGGACCCGGACCCGAACCCGGAUCCGGAUCCGAACGAACCAGGAAGGAGUAAAGACGUGUUCACUGACUGCUGAGUAGAGGAGGAGGAGGAGGUAGAGAGGAGGAAGAAGAGGUAGAGUAAGAAGAGGAGGAAGAGGAAGAAGAAGAGGAAGAAGAGGAGGAAGAAGAGGAAGAAGAAGAGGAAGAAGAAGAGGAGCAGCUGGACAGAAACUUUCAGGAUGAAAAGUUCUGAAACUUCUUUGCGCGCCCCCGACUUUUAACGCACAAUGGACCGAUUGUGUCACCAGGCUCGGCUCUGACGUCACGGUCAGCUGAUCCAGAUCAGGACCUCAGCUCAGCGCGUGAACUGUCUGGGUUGGUUGUUUGUUUGUUUGUGAGGAUGAGUGGAGGUAAAAAGAGGAGUGGUUUCCAGAUCACCAGCGUGACCUCAGAGUUACACGAGGCUGUCCUCCAAUCAGACGCCUCCUCCUCCUGCAGCCCAAGGGGAAGCUCCUCCCACCCGACCACGCCCUCUCUGAAGAGGAAAUACAUUCCCCACGAUGCCACUGGACAGGGGGCGGGGUCUUCCUCCAGGUUCAGGGUGGUGAGGCUGGCAGUGGGCGGGGCCGACGGUGGUGGUGGGCGGAGCGAGUCGUAUCGACGUGGACGCUGGAUGUGCACGGACGUCACAGAGCGACGGAAAGGGGCGGGGCUUAGGAGGGUGAUGGACAGUAUGAGACACGCCCACUCACUGGAGUCCCUGGAGAUUAUUGGUCGGGACAAAGACAGAGGGGGGGUGCAUUCCCAGGAUGCCACCCACCUGUUGGCUCCGCCAGGAGGAGGAGUCAGGGGGGCGGGGCUGAUGUCUCCAACACUUAAAGAACCAAUCAACAACUGGCUCCUGGACAGCGAGGAGCCAAUGACAGCGCAAGAUCUAAACUCCACCCCUCCACGUCCUUCACCACGGCAACGACACGUCCCCCUGCCCCUUCGUCUGGACAUUGAUGCUGCAGGACGGUCUGUCCUCAGGCUGUCUCACUCUCAGCCCAGCUCCCCCCCUGCUGGACUGUACCAUCCCACUCUGACACCCAUUCACACCCCUGCUGACGUUGGUCUGGACCGAUCCACCAUGGACCUGCUGGGGGACAACAGUACUUCCAGUAACAGUCUGAUGGCCAUUGACAACAAAAUUGAACGAGCCAUGGACCUGGUGAAGAGUCACCUGAUGUUGGCUGUGAGGGAGGAGGUGGAGCUCCUGAGAGAACAGAUCAGAGACCUUCAGGAGAGAAACCAUCAGCUGGAACGAGAGAACGACAUCCUGAAGACCCUGACCCACAACAUACACAAUAAACACACAACCUGAAGAUCCUGACCCACAACAUACACAAUAAACACACAACCUGAAGACCCUGACCCACAACAUACACAAUAAACACACAACCUGAAGACCCUGAAGGUGAUGUGAUGAUGAUGAUGAUGAUGAUGAUGAUGAUGAUGGUGAUGAUGAAGAUGAUGAUGAUGAUGAAGGUGAUGGUGAUGGUGAUGAUGAUGAUGAUGAUGAUGAUGAUGAUGAUUGUGGUGAAGAUGAUGAUGAUGAUGAUGAUGAUGAUGAUUGUGGUGAAGAGGAGACUAAUAAAAGAACUAAACUAACA